UUUAGUAGUAGACUACAUUUCCAUUGUAAAAUUUCUACUUAAUAAUUUUAUGAAAAAGUGUAAAAAUAGAAAUGUUGGAGCGUCUAAGAAUUUUCCACACAAUUUCGCAAAGCAUUAAACAAAACUCACCAUUCAGACGUACAUCUAGCUCAUCCUCAAGCAAUAAUACAUCUGAGAGUAAUUACGAUUUUAGUAAGAGAUGGGAAGAAGCCAAACCUUUCGAACAGAUACCUGGUGACACCCGGUUAGGUUUAUUAAUGAAAUUUUUACCAGGUGGUAAAUAUAACAAAUUGGAACCGAUUCAGAUGCUUAUGGCUCAUAGAAAAGAUUGGGGCGAUAUCGCAAUUUUUAAAGGUCUUUUAGGCAAAAGUGAUUUUGUCGUUACUCACAACCCUGAAGAUUUUGAAGAGGUUCUACGUAAUGAGGGCGCAUGGCCAAUAAGACCGGGUAUGGACGGCUUACACUAUUAUCGUAGUGUCUGGAGAAAGGAUUUCUAUCAAGGAGUUGAGGGUUUACUAUCCGCGAGAGGUGAAAAAUGGGCUACAUUUCGUAAGAUCGUUAAUCCCGUUUUAAUGCAACCGAAAAAUGUUCAACUGUAUAUGCAGAAGAUGUCACAGGUCAAUAGAGAAUUUAUAGAAAGAAUUCGCGCUAUACGUGAUUCCAGUACUCUCGAAGUUCCCGCCACUUUUGAGGAAGAAAUUAACCGCUGGGCUCUCGAGUCUGUUGCGGUCGUCGCUUUAGACAAACAUUUGGGUUUAAUUAAUGAAAAUCGUAACGAUUCUCGAGCCAAAAAGCUCUUUGUCGCGCUAAAUGAAUUUUUUUCUGCAUCCUACGAACUUGAAUUUAAACCUACAGUAUGGAAAUACGUACAUACACCCACAUUUAAGCGACUAAUACGAGCUCUGGAUUCCUUAAAGGAUGUAACAACGACACUUGUAAGCGAAGCCAUGGAACAGAUUGAAAAGCAAACAAAUACCGAGUCAAGAAAAGAUGAAAAAAGUGUCUUGGAAAAAUUAUUACAAAUCGAUAAAAAAGUUGCUGAGGUGAUGGCCAUGGAUAUGCUGUUAGCCGGCGUGGAUACGACUACAACGACAUUUACCGGCUUGCUGUUGUGUUUAGCUAAAAAUCCCGAUAAACAAAAUAAAUUGCGGCAUGAGGUGAUGCAAGUUUUACCUGAAAAGGAUUCCGAAUUUCAAGAGAAUGCCUUGCAAAACAUACCAUACUUAAGAGCAUGCAUCAAGGAAUCACAACGUAUGUAUCCUUUGGGUGCCGGUGGCGCAAGGAUCAAUCAAAGAGAUGUCGUCUUAAGCGGUUAUCGCGUACCAGCUGGUAAUCAAGUUGCUAUGAUAGCCGAGCUGUUAUAUCGAAAUGAACAUUACUAUGGGAGAGCCAGUGAAUACUUACCUGAACGUUGGCUGCGAUCCGAACAAACGAACGAAAAUGUUAACGCUUUAAAACCGAGCAGUCCAUUCGUGUUUCUACCUUUCGGUUUUGGACCGCGUAGUUGUGUCGGUCGUCGGAUAGCUUCCAUGGAACUUGAAUUGGGUAUCGCACGCCUAAUACGUAAUUUCGAAGUUGAGUUUCAUUACAGCACCAAAAACGCAUUCCGUAAUAUACAAAUUUAUGUACCGAAUAUACCGUUAAAGUUCAAAUUUAUCGAUUGCGAGAAUUAACUAACAGUGAGUUUCUCUCCAAUUGUACUUUUACAUCUCUACGUAAAAAUAUAUCCAUUUUCUUCACCUGUAGCACUUCCAAUCAUUUCAUUUUCCGUCAUAUUCUGCAUUAAAAGCAUUUUUUGUUCUUUCUCUUCUACUCAAUUUUUUAAAUAAUCAGAAUCGAAUGGAUUUUGGGAUUUGAAAACGUACUUAAGUACAUUUUUUUCUAUCUCAAUUUUUUCUCUACUGGUUUUGUAAAGUUUUGUAUUUUAACGUCAAAAAUUUUCAAUUCCCCUUUCAUGAAAAGCGAAAACGCACUUAUAGUAUGAUAUUGUAUUUUGUGUAUUAUUGUGUUAUUACGGUAAUGGGUGUGUGAUAAAAUUUUACUGGACUAUGGAACCAAGCCUCUAUUGACUUAAAUUAUUUUUCAUAAAGAUAAUAUAAUAUAGUUGCUUUCUGAAAGUAUUUUGUACAAGUUCGAUUUAAAAUUCUUUGUCCUUUUAAUAGUUAAUGUCAUGUGAAAGCGCGGGAAGCGCAUAAUUAUCUUAUUUCAAUCGUUGCUGAGAAAAAGAGUAUAUAUAUUAUGGAAGCCUUUUGCAAAUUUUUUUCUGACAAUAAAACAUGUGAGAUUAGUGUUGUAAAAUGGAAAGUUAAGUGGUUUUAUUUUUAGCGGUUGUCUGACUUGCUAUAAGAUGAAUGUGUAGGAGGCAAUGUGAUAUAAAGAUAUGUUAAAUUUGUUUAAUCUUCUCACUAUUACACUCAAUCGUUUUAUUUUUCCUAGUUUCUGUACAAUUGCAUGCUACUGGGACAGAGAGGUAACGAAACGUAAACGUGAAUUCUAUUUUUUUUUGAGCUGAUAAUCGAAUUGAGCUUUUGAAGCAGAUAAUCGGCAUUCAAGAACUUAAAGUUAGUGUUACAAAUUUUUACGACCACUCGCCAUAUACAGUUUCUAUAGAAAGGAUUUUCGGUUUGAAUUUUAUUCCUACUUUAUUCCUGUCCUUUCCUUACCUGAACAGAUUUUUAUUCUUCUUUCUCUAAUCAUCGAUGAAAUGAACGAUGACGCUUUACUUUACUAAUAAUAUUUAAUCGACAUCCAAGUUUAUUAUCUAACGUGUAUAUGCUACAACUUUAUAUACUACAAUAACAUAAGACUUAACUUAGAUUGCAUUAUCUCCUUCUAUUCUAUUACAUGUAGGUUCAGAUUAUGGGUGGUUAAUCCUAUAUUACGAUUUCCAGGGGUAUUUUUUUAGCGAAUAAUAUAUUAUAACUUCAGUGGCCAUUUGAACAUGCGAAGGCGGUUCCGAUCUGGAAGAGCAACCACGACUUUUUUUAAACCCCUGCUUUACUAAUUAGCGUUACUGAACGGUUUUAUAAUUCUAUUCAAAAGUCGCUGUUGCCAAAUCUCCUUAUCUGGGUUACUCGCACACUACAAAUGAUAAAUAUCUAAUUGAUACCCUUACAAGUAAAUGUGGGAUCAAAACGAAAUAAUGAAUCGAUUGAAUAAUUGGUUUUUCAGGUGUUUUGGGAGCCCAUAUAGAAGGUUUCAUGUCGCAACAAAUUGUUGUAUUUUACAAUGAAACUUCAUCAAGACUAGUGACGGAACAGAUAACCAAAUAUAAACAAAUUUCGUCUAUUCGUUAAUUCUCUUUCUAUGUAAGCUUUUCAAUGGUACGCAACAGUAUUUUAACCUAUUCAAUCGUUGUUUUUACUCUGCCAUAAUGUAUCAUCCCGUCUUUUCUUUCAUUUUUAAAAGUAAAAUGUGUAAAAUGCAGGGCCAAAAGUAGUAUGCCUUUUCUUAUCGAACUUACCUAAAAGUUCAAAAGUAGUGAAUAGAACUUUAUAGUCGAACAAGACUAGCCAUUAAAUAUCCUACACCACUUCAUCC
Glossina fuscipes is the source of this 3540-nucleotide messenger RNA. Its product is annotated as cytochrome P450 CYP12A2-like. Bases 72 to 1673 code for a protein of 533 amino acids. Gene Ontology annotation, molecular function: heme binding; oxidoreductase activity, acting on paired donors, with incorporation or reduction of molecular oxygen; monooxygenase activity. The record is from RefSeq and is a predicted model, not a curated record. The transcript has 5 exons. NCBI's taxonomy places the organism in Eukaryota, Metazoa, Arthropoda, Insecta, Diptera, Glossinidae.